This is a messenger RNA of Pestalotiopsis fici W106-1, 1344 nucleotides long. RefSeq names its product AP-1 complex subunit mu-1. The transcript has 4 exons. Gene Ontology annotation, cellular component: clathrin-coated vesicle; clathrin adaptor complex. Gene Ontology annotation, biological process: intracellular protein transport; vesicle-mediated transport. NCBI's taxonomy places the organism in Eukaryota, Fungi, Ascomycota, Sordariomycetes, Amphisphaeriales, Sporocadaceae. The record is from RefSeq and is a predicted model, not a curated record. Gene Ontology annotation, molecular function: clathrin-cargo adaptor activity. The coding region runs from base 1 to 1344 and encodes 447 amino acids.
AUGACUUCGGCGCUCUUCUUCCUCGACCUCAAGGGCAAGACCCUUCUUGCCCGCAACUACAGAGGUGACAUUCCCAUGUCAGCAGUUGAGAAGUUCCCUAUUCUCCUGAGUGAAGCCGAAGAGGAAUCAUCCGCUGUCCCGCCAUGCUUCUCCCACGAGGGCAUCAACUAUCUCUACAUCAGACACAACAACCUCUAUCUGCUUGCAUUGACGAAACGAAACACAAACGCGGCCGAGAUAUUGCUUUUCCUACAUAAGAUUGUCGAAGUGUUCACAGAAUAUUUCAAGGCACUAGAGGAAGAAUCUAUCCGCGACAACUUUGUCAUCAUAUACGAGUUACUUGAUGAAAUGAUGGACUUUGGAUAUCCACAGACAACCGAAAGCAAGAUCCUACAAGAGUACAUCACGCAAGAGUCGCACAAGCUCGAAGUACAGGCCAGGCCACCAAUCGCAGUCACUAAUGCUGUGUCAUGGCGGUCCGAGGGUAUUAGGUACCGAAAGAACGAGGUCUUCUUGGACGUCGUCGAGAGCUUGAACCUCAUGGUUGCUGCAAACGGCAACGUCUUGCGAUCAGAAAUCCUCGGUGCUAUCAAGAUGAAGUGCUACUUGUCCGGAAUGCCUGAACUGCGUCUGGGAUUGAACGACAAGGUCAUGUUUGAAUCGACUGGAAGGACGACGAGAGGCAAGGCUAUCGAGAUGGAAGACGUCAAAUUCCACCAAUGCGUGCGGUUGGCCCGUUUCGAGAACGACAGAACAAUCUCCUUUAUCCCACCCGAUGGCGAGUUCGAGCUCAUGAGCUACCGUUUGAACACACAAGUCAAGCCCUUGAUCUGGGUAGAGUGCAUGGUAGAGAGCCAUUCUGGAUCAAGGAUAGAGUACAUGGUCAAGGCCAGGGCUCAUUUCAAGAGGAGGAGCACGGCGAAUAAUGUUGAAAUCAUCGUGCCUGUACCCGACGACGCAGAUUCGCCCCGUUUCAGGACAAACAUCGGCAGUGUCCACUACGCACCGGAGAAGAGCGCCAUUGUGUGGAAGAUUAAGCAAUUUGGUGGCAGCAAGGAGUUCUUGAUGCGCGCUGAGCUUGGUCUGCCCAGUGUCCGCGGUGAUGAUGAGCACGGAGGCGGCAUGACGGGUGGUUUUGGUGGAAGUAUGGGUGGCGUCUCUGCUGGCAAGGGCGCCAAGAGACCCAUUCAGGUCAAAUUCGAGAUUCCGUACUUUACGACGAGUGGUAUUCAAGUGAGGUACUUGAAGAUCUCGGAACCAAAGCUGCAAUAUCCCUCACUUCCUUGGGUACGAUACAUCACUCAGUCAGGCGAUAUCGCGGUCAGAAUGCCGGAUGUAGCUUAA